This is a messenger RNA of Loxodonta africana (African savanna elephant), 2052 nucleotides long. RefSeq names its product MKKS centrosomal shuttling protein (gene MKKS). Gene Ontology annotation, molecular function: ATP binding. Gene Ontology annotation, biological process: chaperone-mediated protein complex assembly; developmental process; cilium assembly. Gene Ontology annotation, cellular component: nucleus; cytoplasm; kinociliary basal body. The coding region runs from base 130 to 1842 and encodes 570 amino acids. The transcript has 6 exons. Lineage: Eukaryota; Metazoa; Chordata; Mammalia; Proboscidea; Elephantidae. The record is from RefSeq and is a predicted model, not a curated record.
GCUCUUACAAGUCCUCAGAAGAUCAAAACCCAAGGGAAAUAGCAGACUUGCAGCCUUCAGAAAGACACAGCUUUCAACCUGAGCUCGAUAUUGAAAGAAGAGAUGAAAAACGUUACCACCUGAAGUAGGAUGUCUCGUUUAGAAGCGAAAAAGCCAUCAGUGUGUGAAAGUAAACCACUAACAAGCGAGAGAGUCAGGGCCACCCUUUCUGUCUUAAAAGGAAUCGUCACGUCGUGCUACGGCCCUUCGGGUCGGCUGAAGCAGCUGCACAAUGGUGCUGGAGGUCACGUGUGCACAACUUCACAGUCAUCAGCCCUGCUCCAUAGCCUUUCGGUCACCCACCCUGUAUUAAAGAUCCUGACAGCUUCCAUGCAGAAUCAUGUGUCGUGCUUCAGUGACUGUGGCUUGUUCGUGGCCAUUCUUUGCUGCAACCUGAUUGAAAAUGUUCAGGGAAUAGACUUGGCACCCACCACCAUCAUUGAAUUAAAUAAACUGCUUUUGAGCCUCUGUACCGAUUAUCUCAAGUCUGAGGCCUGUGCUUGUCGGAUCCCAGUUGACUUUAGUAGCACCCAGAUCCUCCUCUGUUUGGUGCAGAGCAUAUUAACCAGUAAACCUGCCUGCAUGCUCACCAGAAAGGAAGUAGAUCAUAUCAGCGCUUUGGUUCUGAGAGCCUUUUUGCUUACAAUUCCGGAAAAGGCUGGAGACCACAUAAUUUUAGGAAAGAGUAUAAUUGUACCUUUAAAAGGGCAGAGAGUUAUAGAUUCUACUGUAUUACCUGGAAUGCUCAUUGAAACGUCAGAAGUUCAGUUGAUAAGGAUGUUACCUAUCAAAAAAUCAGGUGCCCUCAAGGUGGCACUCUUUUGUGUGUCUUUAUCCGGAGACUUUUCUGAUACUGGAGAAGGGACUUUGGCAGUCAGUUACGGAGUGUCCCUUGAAAAUGCAGUGCUGGACCAGUUGGUUAACCUAGGAAGGCAGCUGGUGAGGGACCACAUAGAUCUUGUCAUGUGCCAAAAAGUUAUACACCCAUCUUUGAAACAGUUCCUCAGUUCACAUCAAGUUAUUGCCAUAGACAGAAUUGGAGUAACUCUGAUGGAACCGCUGAGUAAGAUGACAGGAGCACAGCCUAUUGGUUCCCUAGGCUCAGUCUCUCCUAGGAGUUACGGAAGUGUAAAAGAUUUGCGAUCUGCAGAAUUUGGCUCCAAACGUUUUUUUCAUCUGAUUCCUAAUGAAGUCACUGUCUCCAGCUUGCUCCUCUGCAACAGAAAUGACACUGCCUGGGAUGAGCUGAAGCUCACGUGUCAAACAGCACUGCACGUCUUGCAGUUAACCAUCAAGGAACCAUUCGUUUUUUUGGGAGGUGGCUGUACUGAAACUCAUUUGGCUGCAUAUGUCAGGCACAAGACUCUUAAUGAGCCAGGAAGCAUUCUCAAACAUGAUGGAUGUACUCAAACGGAACUUCAGCUAAUUGCCGAAGCAUUUUGCAGUGCUCUAGAGUCUCUCGCAGGCUCUUUAGAACAUGACGGAGGUGAAAUCCUCACUGACAGGAAGUACGGACACUUUUGGUCAGUUCAGUCAGAUUCUCCGGCUGUAGUUAACUGGCCAGAUUUGCUUUCAAGAUGUGGUUGCGGAUUACACAGCAGCCAGGAAGAACUCAGCUGGUCUUUCUUAAGAAGCACUCAUCAUCCUUUUGUGCCACAAAACUGCCUUCCCUGUGAAGCUGCUAACUCAGCCAGCGACCUGACUGUGGACUGUUUUACUGCCAAGCUUAGUGGCCUGCAGGUGGCUGUGGAGACAGCCAAUUUAAUUUUGGACCUUGCCUAUGUCAUAGAAGAUACAAACUGAUACAAGAACACAUUUUUAAAACAAACAAACAAAAAUCUAGUCAGGUGUCAAGACAAACAGUGAAUGUAUUUGUUCUCUCCCAGAGGCCUGUUCAGCAUAUUUGGACAGAUGAUUCAUAAAGUUAUAGAUACACUUAUUUAUGGAAAAAGUUAACAAUUCCUGAAUAGAAAUGUCAUAAAGUAAAAAAAAAAAAAAAAACAUUUUUAUUAA